AAAUAAAUUUCAUGGCAUCUAUUUAACAUAGCAUCUUAUUAUAUUGUAUGGAAGUGAUUGUAAUGCAAAUGAAUGGAUGAAAUAGCACAAUUCCAACUCUAUAGCUCAAAUUGUCUUCUGGCCAUGGCAUGUGAUGAAGGAAGUAAUGAGAUAUGUUUUUGUAGGGUCAAUGUCACCCAUAAACAGGCAAAAGGUUUUUGGAUAAUAUAGUUGAGAGUUUAAAUACUCUAUUACUCUUAAAUUGUACCUUCAGAUUUUCAAUCUUCUUAGUUUUUUUUUCCCUCUCUUUGCUGUACUUUGUUUUAUUUUUUUAUUUUUAAAACCCCACCAACACUCCAUGUGCAUGUUCUUCCCUACCCCUUUUGUUCUUGCUGCUUUUUUGAAAGGAAAGAAUCAAUCUUUUCUCUUUCUCUCUCUAAACACAGAGGGAGACUUGCAGUUCUAAUCAUGGAGGUUCCUCUGGCACUGCAUGUGCUUCAAUAACAUCACCCCACUUCCCAUUAUUUUACACUUCUAAAUCUCUUUCUCUAACCAAUCCUAUUAACUUCUCUACACUAUAUAUACACACGCACAAAAUUUCUUGUUCUUGAAGUGAAAAACAAGGAAGGCUUCUCUCACCAUUUCUUGAAAUUUGCAAUGAACACUAGUCCUACGCCUAGUAGCCGGUCUUGGUCUAUUAGUGAGGACUCAUUGAGAAGAUAUGUUCACUUUGCAAGUGAAAGCUGCAUACAAGAAUUGCUAUCAGCUUCUGAUUCAAAUAGGUUUGGGAAUGGAAAUGAUGGAUGGAAAGUUGUAACUCUUGAUAAUGGAGUAGAAAUAUCGAAACGCCGGUCCGGUUCUUUCCAUGCGUUUCGCAGCCGGUGGGUUCUAAGAUCAGUCUCUCCUCAACAAUUUAUUACUGUUGCUAAUGCAAUUGAUGCUGCAAGGCAAUGGGAUGGUGACCUUGUUGAAGCAAGAUAUAUUAAAGAUCUUGAAGAUAAUCUAAGCAUAAUUAGGCUUAGGUUUGGAGAGAACUCUAAACCAUUAUUCAGAAACAGAGAGUUCAUAGUUUACGAGCGGCGCGAAACUAUGGAAGAUGGAACCUUGGUUGUAGCAGUAGCUUCCCUGCCAAAAGAAAUAGCUGCAGGAUUGCAUCCUAAGCAAAACAAUGCAAUUAGAGGAUUAUUGCUGCAAUCAGGAUGGGUUGUGGAGAAACUUGAAGAUGAUUCUUGUAUGGUAACCUAUGUUGUUCAGUUAGAUCCUGCUGGAUGGCUGCCCAAGUGCUUUGUGAAUAGGCUGAAUACAAAGCUUGUAAUGAUCAUUGAGAAUCUGAGGAAACUAGCACAAGAUUGUCCAACUGAUGCUGAUACAUGAUGUUUCCCUUUUUUUUUUUUUUUUUUUUUUUUUUU
Jatropha curcas is the source of this 1388-nucleotide messenger RNA. Its product is annotated as Polyketide cyclase/dehydrase and lipid transport superfamily protein. The record is from RefSeq and is a predicted model, not a curated record. NCBI's taxonomy places the organism in Eukaryota, Viridiplantae, Streptophyta, Magnoliopsida, Malpighiales, Euphorbiaceae. Gene Ontology annotation, molecular function: lipid binding.